This is a messenger RNA of Hydractinia symbiolongicarpus, 956 nucleotides long. RefSeq names its product SAP30-binding protein-like. Gene Ontology annotation, cellular component: nucleus. The coding region runs from base 19 to 798 and encodes 259 amino acids. The record is from RefSeq and is a predicted model, not a curated record. The transcript has a single exon. NCBI's taxonomy places the organism in Eukaryota, Metazoa, Cnidaria, Hydrozoa, Anthoathecata, Hydractiniidae. Gene Ontology annotation, biological process: regulation of DNA-templated transcription.
UAUUUUCUUAGAAUAAAUAUGUCAUUAAAUGCUUUGUCCAGAUAUGAUGAUGCAGAAGACGAAAUUAAUGAUGCUGAUCACAAUUUAGUUAUAUCUGCUCCACCUGUGGUGCAAACUUAUUCACCAGAAGAAAAGACCUCAAGACCUUCAUCAGUCCUUGAUAAACCGAAAGGCUUGGUGUCAUAUUUUGGUGGAAGUGAUGAAGACAUUACAUCGUCUGAAGAUGAAGCAGGCGAUGAUAAUAAUACACCAGUUUCGAAAUCUUAUGUUGUAAACUUAGGACUCUAUGAUGGUUUGUCUGUGAUGUCCUCCACUGGGAGCGCAUCACCUGGCUCUUUAAAUGAAAACAUUGAAAAGGAAGAUCGCGGAAAAGAGCAGGAUGACGGAGUGCGACUUCCCCCUGAGCCUGAAGGUCGCUGUUCGAAAUCACUGCAAGAAAAAGUAGCAAAAAUGAUCGAAAAGAAUGUAAAUGUGAAUGAAUAUGUUCAAAGAAAGAAAGAGUUUAGAAAUCCAAGUAUUUACGAAAAAUUGGUUAGUUUUAUUGGUAUAGACGAGCAUGGAACGAAUUUCCCCAGACAUUUAUACGAUCCAACAAAAUGGGGACCACAGUCAUAUUACGAUGCUUUGGCUAAAAAGCAGAAAGAGCACCAUGAUAAAAAAGAAAAAGAAAAACUCAAAGAAAAACGAACACAAGUUGAAUUUAUUACGAGUACUAAGAAACCAAUCUCUAGUGCUAGUAGUGGGACAACAGAAAAGAAGUCAAAAUGGGACCAAAAGGUUCUCCCUAUAGCAAAAUAGACAGAAACAUUUACUUACUUACACUUGUCGAGUGAUGUCUAAAGUAAAUUAUUAUCAAUAUGUUUGUGUAUUUCAACUUAAUCUAAAGGAGUAACAUAUAAUUUAACUUUCAAUUUGUAAUUUUAAACAAGGUUAAAUAAAAAAAGGAUAAAACUUUA